This is a messenger RNA of Myxocyprinus asiaticus (Chinese sucker), 3047 nucleotides long. Its product is annotated as proline-rich protein 5-like. Gene Ontology annotation, cellular component: TORC2 complex. NCBI's taxonomy places the organism in Eukaryota, Metazoa, Chordata, Actinopteri, Cypriniformes, Catostomidae. The record is from RefSeq and is a predicted model, not a curated record. Gene Ontology annotation, biological process: TORC2 signaling. Bases 295 to 1665 code for a protein of 456 amino acids. The transcript has 10 exons.
GCGCCAAUAGUCUGGACUGCCCGUCUGGUGGUCAGACAGUCUGCAAAUCGGGGAGCGAAUAGGAGGGGCGAAGGCGAGUAUUGGGGAUGCCACAGAAAUGAUCCAUUAACCCGCAUAGACCACAUCUGCGUGUAUGGAUUAACUCGCACAUUUACUUUCUCCUGAUACAAUGGCGUUUAAGGGAGUGUAGUCAUUCAUAUUUGUUGUUUUCCUCCUCAUUGAAGUUACCUAAAUAUCCCUGUUCCUAUUCACUUUACACGCGGAGCACAUGCUGAAGGAUCAGAGAUGUUCUGAAUGAAAGGAGGAUCUGGCAGCUUUUCACCAACAAUGCUGGAGAACUUGAGCGGACACCACAUUGAUCGACCUGCCCCUAGAUCAUCCACGUUCAGCUUCUCUGCACUGUUCACUCUGCCACACUACCUUCACAUGGAUGGGAGCAGUCAUCCGUUUAGGAGGACUCUUUACCGGUUGAAGUUAGUGAGUUCUCCAAAUCUGAGUCAACUGGGGAAAAAUGAAAAAGCUUCAUUGGAAGAGAGAGGAUCGGGCCCUAACGCCAUAUGGAACAGCAUUCACAAUGCAGUAAUUGCUGUCUUCCAAAAGAAAGGGUUGGCGGACAACGAACUUUAUACACUCAAUGAGGGUGUGAGGCAACUAUUGAAAACAGAGCUGGGCUCAUUUUUCACAGAAUACCUUCAGAAUCAGCUGUUAACUAAAGGCAUGGUCAUUUUACGGGACAAAAUAAGGUUUUAUGAAGGGCAAAAAUUAUUGGACUCUUUGGCCGAGACAUGGGACUUCUUCUUUUGUGAUGUUCUCACUAUGCUUCAAGCCAUCUUUCACCCUGUCCAGGGGAAGGAGCCGUCAGUGCGUCAGCUGGCUCUGCUGCACUUUCGAAACACCAUCACCCUUAACAUGAAGCUGGAAGAGGCUCUGUCCAGACCACGAGCCCGUGUCCCCCCAUCCAUCAUCCAGAUGCUGUUGGUGUUACAGGGGGUUCAUGAAUCUAAAAGUGUGAGUGAAGAAUACCUGAAGUUGGAGUCUCUCAUUCAGAAGGUUGUGUCUCCAUACCUGGGCACACAGGGAUUGCGUUCUCAUGAGUGCGGUGCCUCACAGUGCUCCUGUGUUAUUGAGAGGCGUUUGCAGUAUUGCUGGUCCAAGUCUGCAGACCUGCCCUCCAGUAACCCAGUAGUACGCUCCAAGAGUUACAACAUCCCCAUGCUGACCCCUGUGGCUGAGUAUGACUCUGAGGUCAGCUCUGUGGGCAGUGUAGGCAUCCGCCGUCACUCUGCUUGUGAUGUCACUUCCUGCUUAGAGCAGCAGGGCUAUUCCGCACUGUCUGUUGGAAUAGAGACAAGCUCAACGCCCCGGCUCUCCCUCGAUCAUGACAUCACCUUGUCUGGUGUGAUGCGAGGGCCAACGGGACAGCCCCCUCUCAUUUCACCUUCUGUCUUCAUCCACACCUCAGCUGAGUGUCUGCAUUCAGCGGACCUCCAGAUGGCUCCAUCUGAUGUGGACAAGGCCGUUUCCUCGCCCCCUAGCUGCUCAUCCAGUCCGGAGACAAUUGUGAUGCAGGGUUUGGACUCCCUGGAAUCCGAUCCCGACGGAAUAUUCAUUGACUUUUCUCAUUGUCGCUCCGAUUCUUUCGGAACCAGCAGGAAAACUAGCUGAUGUAUCAACUGCUGUGAAGAAUUCCAUUUCGUUUAAAUUAAUUUAAAAUACAGCACUUUAAGUGAUGAUAAUGAGCUACCACUAUUUUCCACUUUUAUCUGUGAACUUGUGAAGUAGCUAUGUAUGUAAGGCCAGGGCUCUUUUAUGGACAUAAAACUAAUGGGAAAGGACUCGAUUUAAAGCUAUUGGGAUUUCUUUCAUAAUGUUCCAAACCUGUGGAUGUAUUUUUGAAUUUUUCUACAUAGUUUUUCAUAGACAAUAGUGAACAUAGACAUGGAUAGAAUGUCUCCCUUUUAUUUAAUACACAUUUUUACUGUCUCUCAAUUUAUGUUUAUGUUAGUGAUCAUGUGUUUUGUGUUGACAGUAGGACUAAAUGUAAGAAACACCUAUAGAAAACUCUUUUAUUGUCACUCAUGAUCUCAUGCACUUUUUAUUGUCUUAGGGCUUUAAAAAUGAGAUAUAUUUAGUGCUUUCUAAAUCAUUGCCAACUUAACCUGUGCUCUUAAUUUGUGACAAUAGCUAAUGCGAAUAACAAAACAAUUAGUACGGAACAUUGUACAUCCUGAACAUGCUGUGUUUGUUUGUGGAGCUUGUUGCUUUUUAAAUGUGAUUGUAAUGAGCUGCCAGAGAGUUAACAGGGUUUGCUGAUUGAAGCUAAGAAUGUAAUAAAAUAUACCCGUGUUUAGUUAGUUGGAAAAAUAUUAUAGAUACAGAAAGAAGGUUUAAGAAUCCUUAUUUGAUGAAUAAGGAUGAGAUUCUAUUUGAAAUUUAACAAUGUUUUCCACAAUUGUUGCAAAUAUGCCGUCUUCAAUAAUGGUGAUUUUCAUAUAAAAAUCUAAAUUUAUAUAAUCAAUUUAAAAAAAAAAAAAUUUUUUUUUUAAAGGUUUAUUACAUUGUAAUACCCAGGUAAUGAUAAAGUGGAAAUAUUAUCUGGGACUGCUUGUAGUAGGAUACCAACUAAGAGUUAAUUUAAUGGGUUAAAACCAUUGAACAUAAAUGUAUAUUUUACAAGGCCAGGGUAUGUUGUUCAUUAAAAAAGGAUGCAUAAGAUCAAUUGUAUGAAAAGGUAACAGGAACUUUAGGAAGUUUUUUAUUAUGACUUUUGUUUCUUAUUUCUAUGAAUGGAAGCUUUUUGACCUUAGUUAUAAAGCUGAUCGGUUUCUCUGUAGUUUUCUAGAAAGAAAUUCAGCUUAUCUUGCAAAGAUUUUUACACAAGCAACAUUUUAAGAAAUGUAUAAAAGGUUUACAGUGGUACUCUUUAAUACCUUGCACUGUCAUUUUUGAAGUGUGUGCUAUGUUUCAUACUGAAUUUGUUAUAAGCGUGUAUGUGUGCUGCUGUGAAAAACCUCAACAAGACCGAAUUUGUAGUAAAGUACUUUUAU